This is a messenger RNA of Diorhabda carinulata, 2131 nucleotides long. It is a transcript of the gene vri, whose product is annotated as nuclear factor interleukin-3-regulated protein. Lineage: Eukaryota; Metazoa; Arthropoda; Insecta; Coleoptera; Chrysomelidae. Bases 254 to 1420 code for a protein of 388 amino acids. Gene Ontology annotation, cellular component: nucleus. Gene Ontology annotation, biological process: regulation of DNA-templated transcription; circadian rhythm. The record is from RefSeq and is a predicted model, not a curated record. The transcript is spliced from 2 exons. Gene Ontology annotation, molecular function: DNA-binding transcription factor activity; DNA binding.
GAUCAACAGCACCACGCGGUUAUGGCUGUCGCGUAAUAGCACGGUGCGAGUCCGACUAGUUAACUUGAAUCGCUCGUGAUUAUCGCUCAGUUAUUGUCGAAUCCUCUUCUAGUUAGGACGCGUGAAGUGACUAUCACAUUGUGAUUAUUGUUGACAUUGUUUUUUUUUCAAGUGCUUAAAUUUCUCUACAAGUUUUUCACAAAAUUUAUUCAACACGUCAACUAGUGUAGUUGAUGUAAUAAAACAGCAUAUAAUGGUUGCCGAAUUCGUGGGCCGCGGUCAAAGUGGUUCCCCUGUAAAUGGUGAAAUUCCACAUCUGAAUUCAAACUUACCGGCAACGCACACACGUGAAAUGUUGUCUAACUCGACCACUCCAGUCGACGAUUUCAAUUCCUCCUACGGGAUGCAAUCUGUUAAACAUAAAGAAUUGUUCUCCCAGCGUAAACAGCGGGAAUUUACUCCAGAUAACAAGAAGGAUGACAGUUACUGGGAUAGGAGAAGAAGAAAUAAUGAAGCUGCAAAAAGAUCUAGAGAAAAAAGGAGAUUUAAUGAUAUGGUAUUAGAACAACGUGUAGUGGAAUUAACAAAAGAGAAUGCUAUUCUUAAAGCUCAAUUGGAAGCUAUUAAGGAAGAAUAUGGAAUCUGUGGAGAAAGUGUUGUUUGUGUAGAAAAAGUUUUGGCUAAUUUACCAUCUAGUGAACAAGUUCUCAGUAUAUCGAAGAGGCAAAAAAUUACUCAUACAGCUACACCUCUUAUGUUUACCACCCAAAGCCCCAUUCCUACACCUGUUAUACAUCAACCUGUAAUCGGCUCCCCGCCGCCUCAACAAAUGCCGCAUCCUCACAAUGUUCUCCAUCCUCCCCCAUCAUCACAUUUAGAACCAGCUUACAGAGAACCAGAUUACCACCAUCCACAUUACCAACUAUCUUACCACGCUGGUAUCCAUUACGACUCCAACAAUGCCCUGAAUCUCUCCAGAUCUCGAUCCAGAGUACAGUCACCAUUCGAAGUCUCAAGUAAUUCUGGAGACGAAAGUACACCAGUUGCUUUAACCACAAAUGAACCCAACAACAGUUUGCCUUUAAAAUUAAGACACAAAUCCCACCUUGGCGAUAAAGACGCUGCAAAUGCUCUUCUUGCCCUUCAAAACAUCAAGCAGGAGCCGGGACCCCGCGCAAGUCCUCCUUGGGAUGGCGAGGGCUCUAGCGACGAAAGGGACUCUGGAAUUUCUCUUGGAGCUGAAUGGUCGGCCGCUGCAACAGCUGCUGCUACUCUUCAGACUCUUAAACAGUCCCAAAUAAAUAUGCAAGACAGUGGAGAUGGUGACACCACUGUAAAACACAGACUGCAUUCAGAAAUUGUUCGACUUUCCACCGAAGUUGAGCACCUCAAGUCGAUGAUGAAUAGGAAAGAAAAGUAAAGAGGGCUCUCAUUGUUAGUUUAGUUGUCGAUGUGAUGAAGUGGUUACCAAAACGCCACUGUUUUUGUGAUGAUUCUCAAAGGAGAUUGGACAUAUCGUGCUCCAACGGAGCAUAUUUAUUAUAUUUGUAGUUAUUUAUUUAUAUUAAUUAAGGUUUAAACUGAUGGAUAUCUUCGUCUAGCACAAACACUGCUUUCAUUUGCCAAUGUUUUCCUAUGAUAAUUGUUUUUUUUUGUGUUUUUUUUUUCAUUCAUAUCUAUUUUACAAUAUUGACUUAUUGGCUGUUCAUUAAUAAUAACAGAAGGUUUUUAAAAGUAAAAUAUAUGAUUAUUUAAUCACCAUCAGUUGAUUCUACUUUGUCAACUUAUCAUAGGGAUUAACGUACCUUUUAAUGUAAGCUGAAGAAAAUAUGUGUGAUUUUUUUAACUAUUUAUCUUAUGUAUAAAUGUAUGUAUUUUUGUUAUUUACCACUAGCGAUCUAUAUUACUAUGUUAUGUUAUCUCAUUGUAUAUUUAUAAAAUAUCUUAGAAUCGCUGGACAUUACCUCAAAAUCUAAUGUUCACUUUGUUCAUGUAUGUAUGAAUCAGAAUCUGUCAUUUGUCCAGCUUUAAACAUAACUAUACAUAUUAUAAUGAAAAUAUCAAUAUUUUCCUAUUACCGUUUGAAUGUAUCCUAAUUAUGUAUUAAAAUAAAUAUUUGCAUCGUUUUCAA